AUGGAGAUGGACUCGGGGGCUGACUCAGUGAGUUCAACACCUCGUUCAGUCCACCACAAACACCCACUCUCCGACGACAAACCACUGGUCCGUCUCAUGGUUAGCUUUGGCGCUUCUAUUAACCCUCAAAACUCAUCCUCCACCGCCGCUGCUGCUUCUGUUGAUUUUACUGUCAAAUACCAGCUUCCCAACGAAGAACUAGACGCUCUUAUUACGGUUUCCACCGACGAAGAUGUCGAGAAUAUGAUGGAGGAGUUCGAUCGUCUAUCUCUCUCCUCCACCGAUAAGAUCCCACGGUUGAGGCUUUUCCUGUUUCCGGAUACUAAUGGUGGUGGUGGCAGUGGACAAGUUUCUAGAAGUUCGAGUAUCGCGUCGCUUCUAGAUGGUUCUAGGAAAAGGGAGAAUUGGUUUGUCGACGCUUUGAACGGCGGUUCUACUGGUGGGUUAGAGAGGGGUAGGUCGGAAGCGUCAUCGAUUGUUUCGGAAGUUCCGGAUUAUUUAUUCGGGUUGGAUAAUUCCGAUGAACCCCCACCUCCACCUGUGAAAUUCAGGAAUCGGUCCGGAUUGAGUGAACCGGGUCCAGGUUCAGCACCCGGUUCCCUUGAGAGGAGGCCUAUUGAUUAG
This is a messenger RNA of Spinacia oleracea (spinach), 624 nucleotides long. RefSeq lists its product as uncharacterized. NCBI's taxonomy places the organism in Eukaryota, Viridiplantae, Streptophyta, Magnoliopsida, Caryophyllales, Amaranthaceae. Gene Ontology annotation, molecular function: protein binding. The record is from RefSeq and is a predicted model, not a curated record. The transcript has 3 exons. Bases 1 to 624 code for a protein of 207 amino acids.